Apis dorsata (giant honeybee) is the source of this 1519-nucleotide messenger RNA. RefSeq names its product X-box-binding protein 1 (gene Xbp1). Lineage: Eukaryota; Metazoa; Arthropoda; Insecta; Hymenoptera; Apidae. Bases 241 to 1116 code for a protein of 291 amino acids. The record is from RefSeq and is a predicted model, not a curated record. The transcript is spliced from 3 exons. Gene Ontology annotation, cellular component: nucleus. Gene Ontology annotation, molecular function: DNA-binding transcription factor activity, RNA polymerase II-specific; RNA polymerase II transcription regulatory region sequence-specific DNA binding.
UCAUAUCAAAGACUGAUGCAACUGUUGUUCUAGGAUAUUCUUCGGCUAGUCAAAUGCUGCAGUUCGUCAGUACAGUUACAUCAGCUAGAAACGCAUAUGGAAUUUUCUCUUGAUAGGCAGUGUUAUGCUUCACAUCAGUCGCUUUCCGAUAGUCGGUGGCUUAAGAAGUUUGGGAAGAUAAAGUGGUGAAAUUUUAAAAUAAGUGACAAUAGUAAAUUAAUUUAUAUUUUAUGGCUGAUUAUGAACGUAUUGAAAAGUGUUAUAAUCACAUUGCCUAAGGGCCUGUCAUCAAAGGCGCCUGGCAUUAUUUCAACAAGCGAAUUACCAAAGUCUGUGCCGAAAUUAAAUUUUACUACUUCUGUGUUAACUAAUAAACCGAAUAUGGAUACGAAGAAAAUCACUAAACACGAAGAAAUUCAGGAUGAAAGUUUAUCAUUCAAAACAGAUGUUUGCGUUCGUGGAAAAAAACGACGACUGGAUCAUUUGACAUGGGAAGAAAAACUUCAGAGAAAGAAAUUAAAAAAUAGAGUAGCAGCUCAAACAUCUCGGGAUCGUAAAAAGGCUAAACUUGAUGAAUUAGAAGAAACUGUUCGAAGGUUAAGAGAACAAAAUGAAUUAUUGACACAGGAAUGUUCGAUGUUAAGAUCGCAGAAUGAAGUGCUGAUUACAGAAACAAAAAGAUUGAGGAAAGAAAGAGAAAUCAAGAACACAGAAGACUUUGUUUGUUCCAUGUGUCAGAGUCGUGUCAGCUGUGCUGUGUCCUCACUGGGAUCUACAGUAUCCUCCACUCACCCUCUGCAGCAGGGUGGAACAACACAGCUGGCAUCAACUCUGACACAAACUCCAGGAGCAACAAUUCUUCUGAAGAUUCUGACCAUCUACUUCCUCUUGAAGAAUUGUUUAGUGAACUCCAAGGAGAUGAUUAUAUCGAACGACUUGAAAAACUUGCAGAAAGUCUUCUGCGAGAAGUUACAGCAGAAGUGGAAGCAAAUCCUCAUAGAACAAAUGAACAAGCAACAACCAAGGAAAAUACCACUGAGGAAUGUCACUAUUCAGAAAGAGUGGUGGGGCAGACAUCAAAAGAUGUGGAAACCAAUGGAACCUGUAGAAGCAUGAAUAUACAUCAAUCAUGGCAUCCUGUUUCUAGCACAGCUAGUACACCUUAUACCACAAGUACGAGCGUACCCAUGUCAAUAAAAUCAGAGAUUGAAAUAAAACAAGAAGUCGAUACACAUGAUUUAGAUACUAUUUAUGGUACUUACGACGAAGCAACCAAUUCUGUAAUGAUCAUUUAUCCUGGAGAUGAAACUAAUGUAAGCGUUCAAGAAUGCGUUCAAGAAGUAGUUACAGACAGUACUUGCACAAAUGAAGAUUCAACAUAUUUAACACCGAAUUAUUAUAUCGAUCACUUAUCUCCAUGUUACACGAACACGGAUUCUAUGUCACCUUCAAGUAUAUAUUCCGAAGAAAUGGAAACUAAUUAUACACAUUCCAAAUUGGAUUCUAAUGCAUCUGAUUG